This is a messenger RNA of Peromyscus californicus insignis, 326 nucleotides long. Its product is annotated as zinc finger protein 718-like. NCBI's taxonomy places the organism in Eukaryota, Metazoa, Chordata, Mammalia, Rodentia, Cricetidae. The record is from RefSeq and is a predicted model, not a curated record. The coding region runs from base 31 to 312 and encodes 93 amino acids. Gene Ontology annotation, biological process: regulation of DNA-templated transcription. The transcript is spliced from 2 exons.
AUAUUUAACUAAUUUUUCUCUGUGCCAUUAAUGCAUUACAUAAAUGGACAUAAGUUAGAACAGUAUUGUUUUCUGAACCUGUUGAUUGUCAAGGAUGUGGCCAUAGACUUCAUCCUGGAGGAAUUGGGUUGCCUAGAGUCUGCUGAGAGGCCUUUGCCUGGCAAAGACGAGUUGAAGAACUACACCAACCUGGUCUCUACAGGACAUUCUGUGUCAACACAAGAGCUCUUCAGCAACCUUGACCAAAGCAAACAUUCCUGGAAUGAGGCCAUAGAGCAGACUGGAUUUGAAGAACCUGGUAAGUUGGAAUGAAGCACUGACAUGGG